UUUUUGUACCACCAUUGGAAAGUGGGCAACAUUUUCUCAAAUGUCAUGUCAGCAAUACUGCAAAGCUGCCGUUUUGCUGCGCAUUGUGCCACUUCUUCAAUAAAAACAGCAAGAAAAUUCUAUACAUUUAAGAAAAUGACUGACAAAACGGUAGAUCAUACCACUACGAAUGGGUUUGAGACUAAAACUCCGUUCCUGAUCGGCGUUGCAGGAGGCACAGCUAGCGGCAAGUCAACAGUAUGCCAGCGAAUAGUGGAAAAGCUUGGGCAACAACACAAGGAACAAACAGAAAGGCGCGUGGUCUGCAUCAGCCAGGACUCCUUCUAUCGAGAGCUCACACCCUCGGAGAGGCUCCGCGCGGAGCGGGGACAAUUCAACUUCGAUCACCCAGAUGCCUUUGACGACAAGAAGUUGCUGGCAACACUGAAGGAUAUCCUGCAGGGGAAGAAAGUGGAAGUGCCUGAAUAUAACUACAUCACCAAUUCUAUUAGCAACCGAACGCACACAAUCUACCCCGCUGACGUGGUGCUCAUUGAAGGCAUCCUGGUGUUCUACUUCCCCGAGGUCCGAGAACGGUUCCACAUGAAGCUUUUUGUUGACACCGACUCCGACACCAGAUUGGCGAGAAGAGUGCCGAGGGACAUCAUGGAGCGAGGCCGGGACCUGGAGCAGGUGUUGAACCAGUACAUGAACUUCGUGAAGCCCGCCUUCGAGGAGUUCUGUUUGCCGACCAAGAAAUUCGCUGACGUCAUUAUUCCCAGAGGCGCUGACAAUAUCGUGGCGAUCGACCUGAUAGUGCAGCACAUAUCAGAAUUUCUGAAACGGAACGUCAGAGAGCAGAACUUCGCGGGCCUGGAUUACCCCGGGUUCAGUCCAUCUGCUCCGGGCAGCCCGCAGCGAGCGAAGAGUGGAAGGCCACAUUAAACCGAAUGAUUUGUGACUAUGAGUGCUGUGACCAAAGUCAAAGAUAGCGUUGUAACACCUUCAGUGCAGCGUCGGGUCGAAUAAACCCGAUAUCUACGCAGUGAACGUAGUUUAUUAUAAAGUGCGUUAUUAACUCCAAUCAUGAAGGCUGGCGAUGGCAACAGAUCACAAGUGUGUGUUUCGAUUUUAAAGAGAUGUGAUAGAUGCUGUUAUACCGCCUUUCGAUCAAGUGAUAUUUGAACUGUUAAAAAUCGUUUAUAUGAGAUAUUUGUUAUACUAUAUUGACCAUCGUAAUAGAACGUUAAAAGCGUUUAGUAGUUGACUGGAAGUAAUAUUGGGCUACUGUCUUAUUCUAUUAGCGUUAUUGCCCAUUGGAUGGCGAUGGUAAGUAUAGCAUGGCGGGCCGUAUCGGCGUAAAAUGAGGAAUAGUUCUAUCAAUUGCAAUAAAUACCUAUACGCCUUUUUGAAAUUAAGUGACGUUGCAUUUCGCAAUCUUGAAAUAAUCUGAACUUCGUUGUCAAAAUUACAUUUCUAGUAAAAAUAGGAACUGACGGUGAUAUUUACGUAGCUACUAAAUUAAUUUCGACUCUGUACUAUAUCUUAACAAAUUGCACGCAUGUAAGUUUUCGAAGGCUCAACAUAUUCUGAAAACCUGUAAAUCUGAAUUCAACUCUACGUAUUAUAUUAUAAUCGUCAUGAAGUUUAAUGUAGAAAUAUUAUUUUUUACUGCGGCGUUUGAGUCUGAGGAAACCGAUUCAAGAAAUGAUACAUAAAGACUAUUCGGCCGCAAUCAGUUUGAAUGGCCAUCAGAUAUAUUGGAGCGGCCGAUGUGCUCAAAAAUAUCUGAACACACACUCUAAUGCCUUGAUAAUAGAGGCGAGUUCAAAUAUUUUUGAACACCUUGGCCGGCCCGAUGUUUCUAAUGGCGACUGUACAUAUUUUUCAAUAUGCAUGGAUAUGACUAAUCUAUAGAUUUCUGUACAGAUAUUUAAAUUACCUCAAAUAAAUAACAUUCAUAAACAUUAUUUUAUAACAGCAUCUCUUAUUGACAUUGCACUCUUUCUAUGCUAUGUCUUCUAGCUUCCAGCAUCUAUUUAAAAAUAGAAUUAUUUAUUAUGAAUUUUUGAGGCUAAAUUAAUAAUGUUAAGAGUUUAUUAGGUCUUAGGAAAACUUGAAUCGCCUUUUAUAUAGCUACUGCUUUGAACGCCGUAUUAAGUGGUGUUUAAGUUAUACAGAAAUUGUUGUUAAUUUUGUAGGACUGUUAGAUCUUCAAAUAAUUCCUGGAGAAGAGUGGAUUUUAAAGAGUCAUUAUGAAUUCAAGAAAAGGACUAGAUAACUUUUACGCCAAUGUUAGUUACCUCUGUUGGCCUAGCGCAGGUGCGCCGCGGCCGCGACUGUAUAUCUCGCCCGCGAGAUAGCUACCCGUCUUUUGCUAACUACAGUUGUCGACUGAACAGCAUUCAGUCGACGAUUUCGUAGCGAGGUAACAACGAUGAAUGGUCAUCUCUUUCAGAAGUACUGCAUGUUCUGCCAGUUCCGGGUCUUCUGGAGAGCGUCUGAUCGUUGCGGAAUCUCUGGAAGAUACGUUGAACCGAUGACUUCGAUAGGUUCAGUUGUCGAGCCACUGCACGUUGACUAAGCCCUCCCUGCAAUAGGGCAACUGCUUGGCCGGCUUCAGUCGGGGUAGUAUCCAUUUUCCUUUAGGUUUUGCAGGUUCAGUCGAUGAUCAUAAACAAUGAUAAUGACUGGUUUUAUACCUGCCGUUGGAGAGGGAUAAUUUCCAGGCCCAUAUUUUAUACGAUAUCCAUCCCCAUCCCUGAAUAUUGAUGUCAUUCGAUAGGGCAGAAAAUUAUCUACCACGUGGUAUCUAAAUUACCAUGAUCGAGCUUACAGAUUUAACAGGAAUUGAAAAAAUGUUAAUAAUGCUGAGGUGGUCCCGUGGUGGACCCGAGUGUACAUUGAUUCGAGAUUAGGGUAGUCUGUCUUGCGGGCGAAAUACUUUCCCGGUGCUCCUGUUUUAAGCCUACUGAAAUAUUUUAAACUUAUAUCUAAGAACUUAGACAUGACAACACUACAGUAGUUUCCACCUAAAAUAAACAAAAAAUAAAGGCACAUCACUACAUAUCGGCGUAGACGAUUUACUAUUCUUGAAUUGCUAGUCAACUUUCGAUUAAAAUUUUAAAUGCUCAAGCAUUAAUUGCUUAUUUAUUAGCCAAAGAGAUAACUUAAUGGUUUACUGUAGUGGUUUAGAUAGGUGCUUUAAAGUAACAUUAAUAAUGUCGAGGUGUCCAACAUUGCCUAGAAAUUAUAGUCUCCGGCCGGUAAGAAAUCUUUUUUGACAGUUAUGAAUUGACGCUUAUAUUUAUGGUUUAUGGUUUAAGAAUUUAUUUCUCCAAAUAUUACAAUUCACUUACAUAGAGAAAUACAAACAAUCAUAAUAUACAUUAUUUACAUAGUGCACGAAUAGCAUAAAAUAUAUUCUAAAACAAAACAACUUAUUUAUUUUUGUAAGAAAAAAGAAAAAAGUGGGUACAUACUACAUAGUGUGAAUCGGCAACUGGUAUAUUUACGAAGCUAAGACCUACCGUUUAACUUAGCCUUAGUGUCAUAUAUAUAUAUAAAGGUUAAUAAAUAAAUUAUGAUAACUGUUAAAAUUGACUGCUUACCGGCCUGGGAUUAUAACUUUUAACUUCAAGACAAACUUGUAUUUUUUAUAAUUGAUAAGAGUAUCCGUCUUUAUCUCCUGGGCAAAGUUGGAAGUUACGUUACAUGAGUCGGGUGUAAAGGAUCCUACACUUAUUGUUAACUACACUUUAGGUAUUAAGACACACGCUAUAACCGCCGCCGCCAUACAUUAAAAGUUCCGCUUUCAUUUUCAAACGAAUUGCUGUUAUGACAUGAAACUUGGCGUGCACAUUCAAGUUUUCGGGUACAGUCGCCAUCAAAUAUAUAGGAGCGGCCGAGGUGCUCACAAAUAUCUGAACACAACUCUAUUGUCGAGGCGUUAGAGUGCGUGUUCAGAUGUUUUUCUCCCAUAUAUCUGAUGACGACUGUACUAGUUUUCGUUGCUAGGAAAUGUAAUACAGUGGAACCUCGAUAGCAAGAAACUCAAGGAAAACGUCAAAAUCUUGAUAUUAACGUGGUUUCGUCUUGUAGAAGUCAUAGACUUAGGAAGGUUCUUAUAGAUUUUUGUUCGUCUUAAAGGGGUUUCAAGUUGCAGAGGUGAAAAAUUCGUGCUAGAGAUGUAGUUAUGCAAACGCGGAAAGCGAAAAUAAAGUAUUAUUGUUUUUUUUCGAGUUACAGAGGUUUGUUAGUAAAUAACUUCGAAAGAUAGAGGUGAUAAAACAAUACGUAUAUAUUUUCGAUUAGUAAAGGUCAAAUAGAAUUUUAAUAGUUAUAAAUGAAAAUUGUACUAGAUACCCGUGAAGGGAAACGUUGUUUACUUCGUUUUAAUGAGAUUAAAUAUUUCGAGUUAUGGAUGUUUUGGGCUUUGAAGGGCAUUUCAUAUCGUGUUAUCGAGGUUCCACUAUACAAAGGAAAUUAGAUCGAGUAAAAGUUGUUUAUACAAAAAAACAAUUGUAAUCAAACAAUACUCUCUGUAUUACAUUUUUUGACAACAAAAACGAAUGUGUACCAGAAAAUGAGAUAGAUAUAUUAUGUAUAAAUGAAGCAUGUCGUUUUAUAAUGCGAGCGUAGUUGUGUAUGGGUGCGGCUAUUUGUCGGCGGGUCAAUGUGAACCUUGUUUCUUUGCUCCACAUUUGGUUAAGCAGAGAGAUUAAAAAUAUAUUUAAGUACUUAUACUAGUUUUAGUGUUAUGUUAUGUUACUCUGUGUCAGUAGCGCGCUUUUGGUUGUGUAUCGUAACAAAUUUUAACAUAUUUUAUCGACGUUGAUUUUUACGAUUUUAUUUAUACCCCGGUUUUUUUUCAGAUAAAUUUUAUAACCUCAAAACUGUAAACUGGUAACUUCUUUCCAAAAUUAAAUCUGAGUAACUGCACUGAAUUCUAGUGUCAUUUACAUGUUAUUGUAUCGCAAUUUUAGAAUGAAAUGUUAAUUACCACUACUUUUGAGGUUAUAAAACAUCUAAUCUUAAAAAAACGUGGUAUAGCUUUUUUAUAUUAGGCAGAUGAUUUAUUUAUUUCGUUGUAUGUUAAAGGUAUAUACCAUGAUUACUUAUGAUUACCUUAGUACUCGUAAUUUAUUGUAACUUAUGCUGGAAAAAUAACUUUCAUAGUGGACUGCUUUUAUUCUAUUUAUUUUCUCAUAAUAUAUAAUGUUAUAUUUUAUUUUAAUUUUGUAUUCGUGGUUUUGCUUUGUGACAUGUCUAUUUUCGUGCCGUAAUAAUGUACCUGCUAAAUAUAAUGCAUAUUAUUCGUAAUCUAGAGGUCCAAACAGAAAUUAGAAAAGAAAGUUACAAAGUCAAAGAAAUAUAUGUGACGCCAUCUAGUGCACCUGCUGUGUACAACACAGUGCUUUUUCUAAAGUCGAGACGCUAUUUCACGAUAUUUUAUUGCACACGCGUUAUUAUGGCUGUCCCGCUCAUGAUGCCGGUUGUCAAUGUCACUGCGAGUUAGACAGCAAUAUUAUUAUGCGCGGGCAAUAGAGAUAGCAACAGACUGAGGUUGACUGAAGUAGCAUGACAAAUACGAACGAUUCCGAGAAAAUACGAUGGGAAAGGAUUAUUCACUACAUCUGGGCUAUAACCGCGAAAAUCGAAGUUCGUCAAUUGCGAGCAUUUUUCUCUGUCACUCUAAUUACGUCUUAGUGAGAGUAAAAGAGAAAGAUCCCCGCAAUUUGCGAAUUUCGGUUUUCGCAUUAGGCCCGCUGUACUGUCUCGGACGCUCCAUGUUCGAAAUGACAUUGACAUGUCAUAGUUUUCAAUUGUUUAGUAUAUUUAAAUAUAAUGUCCGUGUUACAACGAUAUUUACUUUUUGAGAAUUAACUAUGCCAUUCAGUUUCCUUAAAUGUGUUAAAUGUACCUAGUCACGCCACGAAGUUAACGGAGUUAAAAAAAACACCGUGUAGAUAAUUAAAUUUCCAAAAUUAUCACACUUUUGAAAUUACCCCAAUGCACCUUAUGCUCUUGGAGCCCAAGUCAAAAGUAUCAAAUCUCAUUAACUCUGAAGAUUAACUAUUUCGUUUUAAACAUUUUAACUGUUUGUCUAAUUAAAAAAAGGCCUUUUCAUUUUAACUUAAUAUUGUUGAAUCCGUCUAAGCUUACUUUGCAUCGACAUGAAUACAGCAUAGAUAGAGAUUGUCAUUAUAAUAGUCGUAAUAUUUUUUGAUAUUUCACAUUAAUUAUGACAUUGCCACACUUUGUAAUUGCAAAUGCCAUGCAGCUUGGUCCGACUCUACAAAGAUGUAUUUUUAUUUUCCUGGAAGUUAGGAACUUUUUUUUUAUUAUAAAAAAGGUAAACGAUCGUAUAUUUAUAUUUGUGACAUUGCCGUGACGUAUUUUUCGAAACUGUUUUUCAAUAAAAAGACACGUCAAAAUAGCUUACCUUCUUUUUAAUGCAAAAUAAACCGGCCAAGAGCAUGUCGGGCCAUGCUCAGAGUAGGGUUCCGUAGUUACUCUUCCGUCACAAUAAGCUAAACUGGAGCUUAAAGUACUUAUAGUAGAUUGUUAACCAAGGGAUGAACUGUGGAUGUAUGUCUUUUUACUAUGAAGGGGAAACUUUUUGCGAUGACUCAAAAACAGCUAAACUGAUCAUGUCCGCUAUAGUUUUCAUUUAAUGUCUUUCUUAAGCUCUACUUCCACGAUUUUUGGACCUAUGGUUCAAAAGUAAAAGGGGGGGAGGGCACAUUUUUUUUUCUUUCGGAGCGAUAUCUCCGAAUAUAUUCACUUUAUCAAAAAAUGUUUGUUGAAGACCCCUAUUGGUUUUGAAAGACCUUUCCAACGCUACCCAACACUGUAGGGUUAAAGCAAAAAAAAAUUCACCCCCACUUUACGUGUAGGGGAGGUACCCUAAAAAAAAUGAAAUUUUUAGAUUUUAUUGUACGACUUUGUGGGUUUCAUUGAUUUAUAUGUCCAUGCCAAAUUUCAGCUUUCUAGCACUAACGACCACGGAGCAAAGCCUCGGACAGACAUGGCGAAACUGUAAGGGUUUCUAGUUGACUACGGAACCCUAAAAACGGACUAUAGGCCACAUUAUCCUCACCUUUUCGGCCUUAGAACGGACAUUUUUUGUUUUUCUGCCUUCUUUUUGUUUGUAUGCCUCGGUUAUGAUGCAUGAUGUCACGAUUGUCUUUACAAGGGUAUUGCCAAAGAAAAAUAUUUAUGUCGCUAAAUGCUUUCCUAGUUAUUUUUAACGUGUGUCUAAAUUAUUAAUUACGCCAUUGUUAUGGCUUAUUAGAUUUUGUUUGUUGUUAAUGUUUCCUACUCCUUAUAGAAAUAUUAGUAUUUUUGCAAAAUAAACGUAGAUAAGUGGAAAAGAAAGCCUAUCUAGAUUUACUCGUAUAUGAGGUACCCAUAUAUUAUGGAAUUUAAUCUCUAGCGUCCCACCGUCAUAAUACUAGUACUAAAUACUGAUAAUCGGAAUAGAGUUGCUUUUGUUUUAUUUCGUACGAGUUUAAAAGAAAAAGUCAAUUCUAAGCUUAUUUCGCGGUUUUUAGUCAUCCGCGCGAUUUUUUUUUGUUUUUUUUUUUUUUUUUCAAUAAAAUACAGUGGAUACUGACUUAAUAUUAAAUACAACGUCCCACAAAACUGUUUGCACAGUUUGACUGUGGGAUCCGUGGGGCUAUACUAGGUUAGGUACAUGAUAAUCAUAAAGUCUAAUUAAUUGUAGAGGCAAAAAAUGGAUAGGUAUGUGUUAAAUGCUAUCAAUGUAAUGUUGGAACAAAGCUCUUUUAAAUUUAUUUUUACUUUUCUCCUGUCUGAUAGUUGCGGCCUAGGUUUUCAUUUUCAAGGACUAACAGUGGAUGACUAGCACUCACGAUGUCCGCGCGCCAUCCCCAUCUAUUCCAUGCCACGCGACUAGAAAUACGUAAGUUAUAGCGGAAAGUUUGCUAGUAUGUUUAAAUUCAAAAUUCAAUUGUAUUUUCUAACUAACGACCUGCCCCGGCUUCCCACGAGUUACACUAAACCUUAAGAAAUUAUACACAAACCUUCCUCAAGUAUCACGCUAUUGAUAGGUGAAAACAACAUGAAAAUCCGUUCAGAAGUAUUUGAGUUUAUUGCGAACAUACAUACAGACAGACGCGGCGGGGGCUUUGUUUUAUAAGGCGUAGUGAUAGGUACCAUUGAGUCCAAUUGGACUGCUAAUUUUUCUUGUACAGUCAAUGUAUUAAAUAUCGACAUGGACAAAGUGCCACAAUUAUGUAUACACUACUUUAAUGUAUAGGCAAUAAGGUCGUGUAUACAUAUUUUUGGCAAUUUGCCCGUGUCGAUAUUUAAUACCUGGACUGUGGUGCGGUGGGCCGCUAGAGGUUUCAACUUAUUUCGCGGAAUCUUCUUUGUAUCUUAAAAACGUUUUCAUUAUUCAAUUCAUCCUAAUAAUAUUUAUAUUUAGGUUUGUUUUGAAGGCGACUAUAAAGAGGCUAGCGAAAUGAUCGUUUAAUCGUAGGGUUUUUGAUAGAGUUGUCGAUAUUAAAUGGAUUGUGUAUUAAAAAUGCGUAUAAGUUGGGCGUUAUGGGGUAUCUAGAAUUAGAAAAAAAAUCACACAGUUCAAAAAAUUUGUAUGAUUUGGUCUAUUUUUUUCGUAUAAAUGAGGUGUAUUCUCAUAAAAAUUAAAAGGAACUUCAUUUCAUUAAAACAACCGAAUUUGUAACAUAAUGCUGUAAUCAUUUAAAAAAACAUUCGCCAGUAAACAUGAGUUCUAAUUCUGUAUACCACGUAAGAUUAUCUUAUUAAAUUGUGUAACAAAUACUAAGUAUUGUGCCUUUCGGAAAGUUCCCAAUAUUGCGAAAUUUCCCCUUGGGAAAAUUUCGGAUACUCAUAUAUUUGUAUAGGAAUCGAAAUUGUCCAGUUCCAAAACGAAAGUUUUCUUCGUUUCCAGACAAAUUUUCCUAAAAUUUUUGAGUACUUUUUCUACUUUUUGGUAACUUUCCGUAAUUUGCACAUCUGUAGACAGGUCAAUACGGAUAAGUCCGGCUGCCCUUCACUUAACUAGUGAUUAUUGCGAUUUUAUACAUUUCCGAACUAAGCAAAGCUAUAUAUGGGUACUAUAUAGGUACAUAGAAAACACCCAUGACUCAGGAACAAAUAUCUAUGUUCAUCAUAGACAGGGUCACUACCCACUAGGCCAGACCGGUCGUCGGUUAGAUAGGGCUUGCGUGUAAGAAUAAGUGGGAGGGCUUUGUCCGGCAGUGAGGCAAUAUGGACUCAUAAUAAUAAUUAUACAUUUGUCACUAAACGGAAGUUGAAUAUGAUCAACUCGCAAUAAACACUAAUUAAUGUGUAAACAGGCCCAAAUGUGAUGGCCAGCCACACUUAACCCUAUGCCACACUUAGCCAUAAUAGCCAUAUUGACCUUUAUACCUGACAUUAGAAUUUAUGUUACACAAUAGAAACAAUCGAAUAGACUAAUCAAGGCGUGUAUUAUUAUGUUUUAGGUCUGUAUUUUUAUUCAAAAACUAACGUGCCUAUGGUUUUGUAUGUCCCGCGUCUAACCUCUAGUACCCAACGUACUUACUAGUUGUAAAGUAUUGUUUCAUGUAACACAAAUUAUUGUACAAAUAAUUUUAUUUUAAAUAAAGCUAUUUUGUUUAAAUAUC
Molecule: messenger RNA, 9635 nt
Organism: Cydia pomonella (codling moth)
Lineage: Eukaryota; Metazoa; Arthropoda; Insecta; Lepidoptera; Tortricidae
Gene: Uck
Product: uridine-cytidine kinase
Exons: 6
Coding region: 46-924 (292 amino acids)
Cellular component (GO): cytoplasm; cytosol
Molecular function (GO): kinase activity; ATP binding
Source: RefSeq, a predicted model, not a curated record